This is a messenger RNA of Belonocnema kinseyi, 2097 nucleotides long. RefSeq names its product zinc finger protein 79-like. Gene Ontology annotation, cellular component: nucleus. The record is from RefSeq and is a predicted model, not a curated record. The transcript is spliced from 3 exons. Bases 231 to 1304 code for a protein of 357 amino acids. NCBI's taxonomy places the organism in Eukaryota, Metazoa, Arthropoda, Insecta, Hymenoptera, Cynipidae.
AGCUGGUUUGAUGCUUUGUUGAUACCAUUGAACCCUCGUGUUAGAGAGGUUAGAAACCUUGCGAAAACUUCUGAAUGUUGUUAAUAACUCAAAUAAACUAACUGGUUAUGUACGAAGAACCGUGAAUAAAGGGCGCUGAUGAUCCGAGUCGCAAGAUUCCUUCUACUCAGGAAAUCCUACAAAAAUUAGACGGGGUCGAUUUCACUUGAAGCAGUCUGAAUCUAGAGAAGAUGGAUUUCACGUCAUUCGUCAAAGACACGAAGAAUACAACGGUCUUACCUCCAGUUUCGACUCUCAUAACUUCUGCGGGUCAUUUUACAAAUUUAAAUUACAGCAAUUUUCAAAGUGACCAGAUGCCAAUGGAUAAUUCGAUGCCUGCGAAUUGGAUUUCAAAUGAAAAUAAAGAAUCCGCUUCUGGAAUUUUCGAGGAUUUAAAUAUAUAUUGCUGGACUGAUGAUCGAAAUCCCCAGAUGCAAGAGCGAAGCAAUGACACAUAUGACACAGACAACUUUUCGUCGGAAGCUUUUAAUAAUAAUGACAGACCAAAUACGGAUGGUGCUCUUUAUUCAGUGUCUGUUCAUGAUACAGAAACCGAAUCAAUGGAUGCCUUAGAGUUUUGCAAUAGUCCUGCUUUACUGGCUGCUGAUUCCUGGUUUCAAGCGUGCUCUCUAACUGCUCCUCGCUCUACAACUACGUUACAAGUAACUUUAGAAAAUCAGGAGAAUCAUCAAGAACAAAUUCAACCGGAAGAACUUCAACCAGAGGAACUUCAACAAGAAAAGCAUCAACAAGAAGAGCAUCAACUAGAAUCAGAGAUCAAAUCUGAGACGCCACGAAACGAUUCUUCAGUCUCAAUUAAUAAUGCUACUGCUAAUCAAAAGUCAGCAACAUCAAAAAGUGCCCUUCGUACUGAACACAAAGGGGAAAAACCUCUUCAUUAUUGCACUUUAUGUGGCAGAGGUUUAAGUGAUAGGGCUAAACUUCAGGAUCAUAUGAUGAUACAUACCGGAGAAAAACCGUUCUCCUGUACGGUCUGUAACAAAAGUUUUCGACAAAAGAAUCAUUUGACCCGGCAUACUAGUACACAUUCAGAAGAGAAACCAUUUUCCUGUACAGUAUGUGGUAACAGUUUCCGACAGAAGACAUCCCUAAAUCAACAUAUCAAAACACACACAAAACCAUAUUCGUGUACAGAUUGCGAUAGAAGUUUUUCCCGAAAAUAUGACUUGACGAAACAUGUUGAGAGAGGCAAUUGUUCCGAGUCUCGACAGCAGCAGCAGCAGCAGCAACAACAACAAAACUAGUAAAGAUAUUUUCAAUGUAUACCAAAAAAAGUCCAUUAUAAUGUGUAAACUCAUUAAAUUUAGUACAUUGACCAUUUUUUAGCUGCUGCUGUUACCAUUUGUAAUGUUACUACAUAUUUAGUUUCUUUACAUUAGAUUUUUUUAUUUUUCACUAAAUCAAUUUGCGUGUAAUACGCAGUGAUAAAUUGCCUUUCCUGUCAAGGUACAAUGAACAAUUGAACAUGUACAAUGCAAAAUCCGAUAAAUUGUGCAUGGGUGUAUAAAGCCUGCAGUGCGGGCGCUCUGGGCUUUGCCCACAACAUAUAGACUGAUCAAAGUCAGUUCAGCUAUAAACCUGUAGCUACUGUUGUUACCAAUGUAAUAUUACAUUGUUGACAGAGUUUGUUCGUUCAAUCACAAUAAAUAUAAAAUAUUUUCUAAUGAUCAUGCGGUAAAGAUGCAUCGUUGAGAUACUUCAGUUUUCAAAAAUGCAAUUUUACAAUCCAAAUUACAAUGUAUAUUGUCAUUUAACGAACAAAUCUUGUUUACAGUGCACUAACGAGUAUAUGAUAUUUUGUAAGUUUUAUCGGACGAUGAGAUACUUUAAUUUUCGACAAUGCAAUUUUACAAUGUAAAUUGCCAUGUAAGUGCGUCAUAUGACUAUAGAUUGCCAUUUAAUGAACAAACGUUGUUUACAGUGCUAUAUCUAAUUUUUUACUGUUACAAAAAUUUGAUAAUUAAACAUUGUUGAAAAACUAGGUUAAAGUAUGAUUGUGAACAAAAAUUUAUGUAUAAUAAAUAUAACUUUCUUCUA